Beauveria bassiana ARSEF 2860 is the source of this 1128-nucleotide messenger RNA. Its product is annotated as Glycosyltransferase, family GT34. Gene Ontology annotation, molecular function: glycosyltransferase activity. The record is from RefSeq and is a predicted model, not a curated record. Gene Ontology annotation, cellular component: Golgi membrane. Gene Ontology annotation, biological process: protein N-linked glycosylation. The transcript has 2 exons. Lineage: Eukaryota; Fungi; Ascomycota; Sordariomycetes; Hypocreales; Cordycipitaceae. Bases 1 to 1128 code for a protein of 375 amino acids.
AUGAACCGCUCAACAAUCUGCCAGCAACUAAGAAAGCGGCUUAGUAUCAUCACGCUGGCCACCUUUCUCGCAUCUUUGGCGUUUCUCUUCUUCACGUACCUCGAUCCAGAGGCCCGGGCUGUCCGGGGCAUCGCUCGACUUGGCCGGCCGGCCUCCCGUCCGACCGAGACCUCGUCCAUGUUUGGCGACGUUAUCGAGGCGCUCUAUAAACCCCAAAUACAUCCCAUCACGGCCGAAAACUUUACCGACGAGACUGGUCAAGUGUUUCGAAAUUCCGGCGAGCCCUUUUACAAAAAGGGCCUGGGAAAGCGCGUGUUGAUCCUCGAUGCCGACACACGGCCGAUGAACAAGGACGGGGAGCUACUCAGCAGCGGCGGCAUGAAGUGGCCGCAUCCAGAUCCUAUAUCCUCUGGUAUGCUCAGCCACUAUCUAUACUCGCGAAUCCACGGUUACGAUUACCAGCUCAUCCAAGUCACGCGCAUCUCUGACUGGUCCAACACCUGGUCCAAGAUCCCCGCCAUCAAGCACGCCCUCAUGUCCUACGACUUGGUCGUCUUUCUCGACCAGGACGCCGUCUUCCGCUACCCGGCCCUGCCGCUCGAGUGGCUCCUCAACCACUGGCGGCACACCAACGAGACGGCGCUCCUGCUCGCCGCCGACCCGGACAAGGCCUUCAACACCGACCCCCACGGCAGCCGCUACCUCAACACGGGCUUCAUCGUCGCGCAAAACAGCACCCGCACCCACCGCCUCAUCGACGCCUGGCUCCGCUGCCCCUUUGGCGCCGAGUACUCGGGCUGUCGCCGCUUCGCGCACCAGUGGCCGCACGAGCAGGCCGCGCUCGUCAGCUUCGUCCACAGGUACGCGUUUACGCGCCCAGAAGACGUGCGCGCCGUGCCGUGCGCAGAGGCCAACGGCUCGCCGUGGACCGCCGCCGAGCACGGAUGCCGCGGCGCACUGGUACGGCAUCUUUGGCGGAACGGCAAGGGCCGGCAGCCGGAUGAGCUCGUCGACCAGGUGCUACGGUAUCUGAUGCCGGCGCUGUAUAGCGAUUUUCGGAAUGGGUACUACAAGACCUUGGCCAUGGCUUCGGCGCCUGAGAAGACAAAGAGUAACAGAGGAGGCUAA